ACUGUUUCAGUGCAAGUUUGAUCGUCCGUCAGCACACUUGGCUCGAUCUUGAUCAAGCGAAUUCGUUUCUAUUUUUGUCUGCUUUUGGGUUUCGUGACUCAUACUUUGUAACGAAAAGUAUUUUUUUCUAGUGAAGAUGGACGUGGAAAACAAUCUUGAAAUGUCACCCAAAGUUGAGCCUAAAACUGCUCAGAUCAACCCAGCAACGGGCGAGGUCAUCCCGAACGUCAACACGUACCAGCAGAAGAAGAACCUGGCCCAGGGCAUGAUGGACCUGGCGCUGGUUUCGGCCAACGCCAACCAGCUGCGGUACAUCUUGGAGUCAUUCGCGCGGCAUCCGUACUACUACUUCAGCUUGAUCUUCAUUUCGGUCAGCUUGGUCAUUCAGGUGGCCGUGGGCAUUGGGCUGAUUCUGAACAGUCGGUACGACAUCAACGACAAGCAGCAGAUUUGCAAGGCGAACAAAAUCAACGACUAUGUGACGAUCGGGAUCUUUCUGAUAACGCUGGUUAAUGUGCUGAUAUCGGCGUUUGGAGUGGCGCCACAAGUGAAUUAAAAUAAGUUUCGAUUUAAGGGAGUGAUUGUGAUAAGUUUUACUUAAUGACUUUAGUUGAUAGUUGACCUGACAUUUAUUUUAUUAGUAACUAUAAGAUACUAACUUGUUUUGUUCUUGAAAAUAAAGUUUUAUUAAACUCUUUUCAAAAAAUUAGCUGUGUUAA
Culex pipiens pallens (northern house mosquito) is the source of this 719-nucleotide messenger RNA. RefSeq names its product ninjurin-A-like. The transcript has 2 exons. Lineage: Eukaryota; Metazoa; Arthropoda; Insecta; Diptera; Culicidae. Bases 137 to 556 code for a protein of 139 amino acids. The record is from RefSeq and is a predicted model, not a curated record. Gene Ontology annotation, biological process: cell adhesion; tissue regeneration. Gene Ontology annotation, cellular component: membrane.